AUUCAUGCGCAAAGCGUGAAAAAAAUCGCUCGAGGCUGAAAUCCUCCCAUUCUUGCAGCCAAGAUGUCUCUGCUUCCAUGGCUAUAUCCGCUCCGAUUUACUCUCCUUCAACACUCGCAUCCCACGACCAAGCUCUCUUCCUUGGGCUCUAAAAAAUUCACCACUUAUCGUUCCAUGCGAGAAGCUCCUAAAUUUUGGUGCUCCAGUUCCAGAGAAGGACCCGGAGAAUUCUGCUCGAAGGAGAAUUUGGAAGGGAAAGAGUUCAAAAUUUGCCGGCCAUGGCACGUUCCAUGGGAUUGGAAGGUCACGGCAUGUGUCAUGAUGCCGUACUUGAUAAGUACUAUUUUCACAGGAUUCAUGGAAUCAGGAGGAUCGGGUGGAUUACUGAAGCCUUACUCUGAGACUAUGCUCUCUCAGAUGCAUAGCACUGAUGAAAUAGCAAUGCAAUUGUUUAUGGAUCAGCUGUUAAAAUCAGUGGCCAAGCUUUCAGUUUUGUACAUGUUUGUCAGGCCACAUCAACCAUUUCCGGAUGACAUCUUUUCUUUUAGAUGGGGGCGACCAUUCAAUCUCCAGAAUGGCUGGAUUCUAUGGGCAAGUGGAGGUUUAGUAAUUGCUAGUUUUGCUGUUUUUCUUGUUAAAGCUCUAAUAUCUGCUUCCAGUGCUGGCCAGACACCAAAUCAGGCAGAAUUUUUGGUACAGUUGCUGCCAUUCAUUGAUUCAUCAAAUCUCAGUACUUUUUGGCUACUUGGCACCCUGGGUAUCCUUGCCCCGGUUUGUGAAGAGACAGUGUAUCGUGGCUUUCUGAUGACGUCCUUAACAAAAUGCAGGUUUCCUCUUCCUGUCUCAGUGGCUUUGAGUUCUGCAUUAUUUACUAUUGCACACCACUCUCCUGGAAAAUCUAUCGAAAUUUUUAUUUUUGGAUUGUUGCUAGGGCUGGUGUAUGCUCAGACACGAAAUCUUCUUGCUCCAAUUACAAUGCAUGCAUGUUGGAAUGCUGGUGUCAUUAUCAUCCUUACUUAUCUUCAUUCACAAGGACAUGAAAUCCAGAAGUAUGUUCUAUGAUUUGAUUACUAGUGCACCACUGCUUAAUAGUAUUGGAUUGACACGUUUCUACAAGGCUUGGUGCUCAAAUAAACUGCAACCACCAUAGGAGCAAAGGUGGUUCUCUAGGGGAAUAUGAGAAUUAGGAUGCAAAAUUUAAGCUUCAUAUUUUGAUUCUCAACUCAUACCAGGAAGUUGCAGUUAGUAUUAACUGGGAUUCAGGUAGCAGGGGCAAACACUCGCAGGGAAAAGAGAGUAAGGGCAGAGUAAUAUAAACGGGUGAGAGGACGGGUUAAUAUAAUACCUUUUUUUUUAUUUUUCUUUCUUUCUUGUUUCUUGUUUUUGGGGUGGGGUUGGGGGGAGGGGGGAGGGUCAGAACCUGUAAAUCCAUGCAUAAAACUUUGGAAAUACUGUACUGGAAUCUGGUAUUAAUUUUACUUGUAAGAGUCGACAAUGAUUUUCCAAAUGCAUAUGGAAGCGAUGGCCAGUAUGAAACAUUGUAUUUUGAUCCUCCUCACAAAAGGGAUGCUUCUGCCACUCGGUUUCCAUAGUGAGUGAAUACACUUUUAAAGUUUUUUAAAGUUUCUGAAUAGUGAUUUGGAAAGUAAUGUUACAUGUAUAUAGGUUGUAGCAUGGCUUAAUUUCACUUUUAGCACAAGUCAUGUUAUGUUGUUGAUGCAUAUAUAAUACAUUUUCAGACUAGAACAAUAAUCUUUGGGGAUUCAAAUACUUAUCAUCUUGAAAUAGCCCCCUCUAUGGAAUGAAGCACGGUUAAUGCUGUGAAAUCUGUUCAUAUUCUCUGGUCGUAUAUCCCAUUAUGAUAUCUUGUUUGUAAAUUGUGUUGUCGGACUAAAUAUUUCCUGUCGGAAAAGUGGCAUUAUGGUGAUGAUGUUAGAGAAAUACUGAGCUCGAGCAACAAGAUAAGAGAUCAGGGAAAUUAAAAUUGGAGAAUAUGAGCUUUUCCUCCUGGAGUAGAUCGUCAAAUCUGGGAAUGAGGCAUAGGCGAUGAGCAGGAUCUUCCUCACUUUCAGUGGUCCACUAACUUUCAGAGAAAUUUCUGGCUUCCUCCAGAGUGCCAUCCCCAUGGGCCUCAUGAACAGCAGUUCUGUGGUUCACUUGCUGUAUGCUAUGUCCUUGAUAGUUGAUACUAAAUCUCACCUUCUGAGUUCCCCCCUUGGAGAAAAGAUUCCUUUUAGUUUAUGUUAAUUGUUAAAAGAUUCCUUUUAGUUGUUAUUAAUUGUUAUGCCCUUGGGAUUUGGACAGACAAAACUAUGGUUUAUCACUGCAUGCAUUUCAUU
This is a messenger RNA of Phoenix dactylifera (date palm), 2339 nucleotides long. NCBI's taxonomy places the organism in Eukaryota, Viridiplantae, Streptophyta, Magnoliopsida, Arecales, Arecaceae. The record is from RefSeq and is a predicted model, not a curated record.